AUGGUCGUAGCUUAUCUUCCCCAGUCUGAGAAGGAAGACCAUGAUGAUCAUCCGCAUCUAGAGCCGCAUAUCUCCUCGUUCGCCGGCCGGCUCGGUGGUAACCAGGAUUUUGUCCUUGACCGGAAUGACCCCAGGAAUGUCGAAUUGCUGGAGAAGGUGCCCGAUGCGGCUCCGUGCAUGACGUUCGCCGAGAUCUUCGAUCUGAAGGGCUUCUAUAGUCUAGAUCUAUGGAAAUUCGCGAUGCUGGAAUGCGUCGCGAGUAUGAUGAAUGUCUUUAUCUCCUGUUGGGUUACUACGCAUCCCAUGGCGGCUACGACCUAUCCCACGGCUGGGGCUGGUAUCUAUGAUACCGUUACCUUUUUCUCGCCGCUGUUCGGAGGCAUCACCAAUCUCCUCAUGACUCCACUAUUGAUUUACACCUUUGGCGCGUCGAGUGGAGGCCAUAUCAGCCCGACCAUCACAAUGGCGUGUUUCUUUGCGCGGAUCAUCUCCUUCCCGCGGAUGAUCCUAUACAUCGCUGGGCAAACGCUGGGCGGUGCUCUUGCGGGAUUCGCGCAAAACACGGCCUACGGUAACCGGAAUUUUACCGUAGGAGGAUGCCACAUCGAUACGAGCUUUGUGGCACCGAAGGAUGGUCUGGUCAUUGAGUUCAUGGCCUGCCUGAUUGUGAUUUUCCUGGCUUUCGGCGUCGCCCUUGACCCUCGUCAAGCCAAGGUCUUCGGUCCUGCCGUUGGCCCGUGGUUUGUGGGUAUUGUUGUGGGAGUGGUAUGCUGGGCAACCGCUUUCACUCGCGAGGGAUACAUUGGAGCGAGUCUUAACCCGGCGCGGUGCUUCGGGGCCUAUGUGGCGUCGGAAUUUCCCACUUAUCAUUGGAUCCACUGGGUUGGACCAUUGGCGGCCUCUAUCGCGCACGGUCUGGUGUACUUUGUUGACCCACUUUGGACCGAGACGCGGAGUUCGCCGUGA
This is a messenger RNA of Penicillium longicatenatum, 966 nucleotides long. RefSeq lists its product as uncharacterized. The transcript is spliced from 4 exons. NCBI's taxonomy places the organism in Eukaryota, Fungi, Ascomycota, Eurotiomycetes, Eurotiales, Aspergillaceae. Gene Ontology annotation, biological process: transmembrane transport. Gene Ontology annotation, molecular function: water channel activity. The coding region runs from base 1 to 966 and encodes 321 amino acids. Gene Ontology annotation, cellular component: plasma membrane. The record is from RefSeq and is a predicted model, not a curated record.